UAUAAACUGAUAGGUUAACUAGAAGUGCGGUGCUUAAAAUCGCUCGCAGCCGCAGUUUUUACCCUGGCUUAAGGCUUAACAUUGUUUCGACCGGUACUUAAAGAUCCAGGCGGCGCUUACCCCGCUUACCGGAGGAGAGAGGUGCCGGCCCCAGUUCGAACGAGCGACCGGAGAGGUAUGGGGGCGGAGUGCCGUUACGAAGUAGCGCAGCCUGCGUACAUAAAGCUGGUCCUCCAUGCCCUCAAGCACCGCUGCUAUCCCGUCGGCGGCCUCCUCGUCGGCCGCCUUUCCGACGCCGAUGCCUCCACCGUCCAGAUCGCCGAUGCCAUUCCCCUUACCCAUUCCCAGAUCGGCCUCCUCCCCUCCCUCGAGCUUGCCCUCAUCCAGGUAGAAGAACACUUCGGGGCUGAGGGUUUGAGUGUGGUGGGCUACUACCACGCGAACGAGAGGUACGAUGACGCCGAGCUUGGGAACGCUGCCAAGAAGAUCGGCGAUCAUAUUUUCAGAUACUUUCCCCGUGCCGCCUUGCUUUUGUUGGAGAAUAAGAGGCUGGAAGAGUUGCUGAAAGGGAAAGGGCGGGGUCUUGCAGUGCAGCUGUACACAAGGGAUUCAUCAAAAAGCUGGCGGCAAGCUGGAUCAGAUGAUAGCAGUCAGCUGCUGACUAUAAAAGAGCCCUCAGCCAACAUAGUAUUGUUGGAUUAUAUUACUUCUGAGAAAUGGCAAGACGUAGUCGAUUUUGAUGAUCAUCUUGAUGACAUUAGCAAAGAUUGGCUGAAUCCUGAUCUCUUCAAGUAAUUUGUUCGCUACUUGCUGGUAACGUCAUUACUGGGCUUAUUUAGUCAAUAUCUGUCAUUUUUCUGGUUGAAUUUUUCUUGCACUGCAAUUGAAAGCAUUCAAAAUGUUGGGCUAUUGUACCAGCCACGUAAAGUGGAUUGGAGUGCUUUGAUUGGAACAAGUAAGCUUUUGAUUGCUUCAAAACAUCAAGCAGAAGAGAAUUUCUAUCCUGUCGUUUAAAAGAACAGAUAGUUUGCAGGUCCUCUCUCCUUUCUUGGUUUUAACUUGCUUCAAGUAAUACAAUUUUAGAUAUGUUCGCAGUCUUGUAUAUGUAAUCUCUCUAGUUCCAGUUGUUUCCAGUUUAAUAUAUAGAAGCCUGGGGAUUUUAUUGGCCUUAUGCCAUCGUCAGAAUUUUGUAUCAUAUUUAUGGUUCUAAUUAUUUAAAUUCUUGUUUUCCCAA
Messenger RNA from Phoenix dactylifera (date palm), 1234 nucleotides. The record is from RefSeq and is a predicted model, not a curated record. NCBI's taxonomy places the organism in Eukaryota, Viridiplantae, Streptophyta, Magnoliopsida, Arecales, Arecaceae.